Cherax quadricarinatus is the source of this 6907-nucleotide messenger RNA. Lineage: Eukaryota; Metazoa; Arthropoda; Malacostraca; Decapoda; Parastacidae. The record is from RefSeq and is a predicted model, not a curated record.
AUGACAAUUUCUCUGGUAUGGAAGAGCUUUGAACUGAUGCUUGAUGCUUCCAGAAUUGUAGAACCAAAUGUUGACAUUGUCAUUAUUCCAGGGAUAUGCAGCAUCUUCAAUAAAAACCGUGGCAAAAAUGGGAAUGAUGAUGGAGUGGGAGGAGCAGGACUUGCCCCGGUAUGCACCAUCAAAGAUCAUACUAAUGAUGUUACCAGUGUGGAUUUUGCUGGCAGGUGUCUACUUGCCACCGGCUCAUCUGACAAGAGUGUUCGAUUGUACAAGUGGCAAGUUGAUGAUUCCUUUGUUGAGGUUGGUUACUCUCCACUUCUUGGGCACACUUAUGGAGUCAACUGUGUGAGUUUCUCUCCGUUUGGAACAAAGUUGGCCUCUGCUUCAACUGAUGGCUCAACAAUUAUCUGGGAUGUGAAGACCGGGGAGCGUCUGUGUUCACUGCAACCAUCAAGUGAAGCAGCAGUGAGAGUGUGUGCCUUUUCUCCAAAUUCAGUGUUGUUAUCAGCAGGGGGAGAUGAUGACAUGGCUGGUAUAUGGGAUGUGUCAACAUUAUCACUACUCAGGAACAAGCAAUCCCCUGAAAAGUGUUUACUGAGACGGAUGUGUGGUGAUGAAUCUACAGUGACCAGCGUGAGCUUCACACCAGACAGUUGUUAUCUGGUAACAGGCACCAGUGGGGGUGAAUUACGAGUGUGGGAUGCUCGCUGGCACUCCGUGCCACUCGCCAUGAAGGCCGAGGCUCAUGAUUUAGGAGUGUCUUCAGUUCACUUUAGUCCAGCAUUUGGGAAAGAAGAACACGGCAUAAUAGGAAAACAGUACCUGUUAGCUUCAGGUGGUCAGGACACAGAGCUGCAACUGUGGGUUGUAGAGAUUGAGAGUCAGGUACUGGGAAGAGACAACAUACCGACUAUAACACCUCAUCAUAGUUUAUGUGGUCACUCUGCACCAAUAAUGUCCGUCAGGUUCAGCGCCAGUGGACUAAUUCUGGCAUCUGCAUCUGGAGACAAGACCAUCAGACUUUGGGAUCCAAUAAAGCUAACAGCUCUUGGUAUAUUAGAAGGCCACAACCGAUAUGUAACCUCAUGUGCCUUUAGUGAUGAUGGAGCCUUGGUAGCUGCAGGGAGUGGUGAUCGUGUUGUGCAUGUAUGGAGAGUUGAUGGUGCUACAGGCUCACUCUCCCAAAUGUCUACACAUGCUGGUGGCCAGAGAAAACUGCUCGUUAGGUUUCCAUCACAGAAAUUUCGAGAGAACAUUAAGCUAGUUGAUUGGAACUGUGAGGAUGUGUGUGGCUGGUUGGUUGAACAAGGGUUAGCAGAAUAUUCUCACAAUUUCCGUACACAUGCCAUUGAUGGCAGAGAAUUGUUAACAAUGACGGAUGAAAUCCUCGAGCAGAAACUUGGUGUUGAUGCUCUAGGGCACCGCAACAAAAUUCUUCGACUGAUUCAUAAAUCUGCACAGGAUUCACAGGCCAAAAAAACAAUUCCAGACGCACCACCUACAGAGUAUCUUUGUCCUAUUACACAGGAGCUAAUAAGUGAUCCUGUUUUAUGUGCUGAUGGAUUCACAUAUGAACGAGUGGCAAUGGAAGCUUGGCUUGCUAGUGGUAAACGUACGAGCCCAAUGACCAAUGAGAAACUCUUGCAUCUUGUUCUCACUCCAAACCGCACACUAAGGACAUUAAUACAGAGAGGAGUCUCCUGCUUAGAAGAAGAUUGGGGCUGUUAUUAGAGGGUGUAGCUGGCAAUCUGCCAGUUUUAUUUUUAAAAGGAAGUGUUUUCUGUGAAAUAACUUGGAGUAUGCCAGUUUUGAAUGCCUUCAGUCUGUAAUGACUGCUGCUGUUAUCUUAUGGACAGGAUGACAUCAGGUAAGCUUAGAUUUUUUAGAUGGAAAUUUACCAAUUUACUAACAGUUUAUUAACUUAGAAUCAUUGCAUUCAAAGGAGUAACUGGAGAAUGCCUCCUAUGAUUGUCUUCUAACUUUGAGCAAAGCUGGUCUUUGCUCCAAGGAAGGCUCACAUUGAUUCUAGGCUGUGCACAUUUUAAUUUGUCACUUUUGUUAAAUAAAAUUUUUUCAUGCAUAACUAGAGAAUACCUUUUUUGAUCAGACUGUUUUGAGCUGUGUAGAUACCAAUUUUCCAAUUUUAUUUAAGAAAUUGUGAAAAUUUAUAUUUUAGUUUUCAUACGAUAAUUUGUGAAUGACUUAAUUGGCUUUUGAAGCGAGGUUUCGGUGCUGAUAUAUCCCAACUAGGGUAAAGCUCUGUACUCAUGGGAUGUAUGCAAAUUCCAGUUUCUGUAAAAGUAAUAUUUUUUUCUUAUAGGGCUGUAGAGAAUUUGAAAUAGAAUAUGUAUAACUGAGAAAGAAAAUUCAUAGUGAAAACUUGCAUUUUUGUGGCAUUUUUAAAUUUCACAAGUUUAGCGAGUUCUUAAAUAUCACUUUUUUUUUUUUUUUUUUUUUUUUUACAAUUUUAUUCAGUAGAGGUCUUGUUUGCCUCUAGGGUUUUCACUUUAACCUUAGAAAGCUUCAUCUGAUCAGCCUUAAAGUUUCAGUGCUGGUCAACUAGAGGAAAGUUCAUGGAACUGGUUGCUUGGGAUAGGACAUGUCAAUUUUGUAGAUAUUCCUGAUUAGCUCAAACUUUCUGUACUGAUUAUGUUACUUAGAAUAAGGAUGGGGUCAUUAUUAGUGUGUAGGUGCUAAUUUGCCAAUGUUAUUCUUUAAAAGUGAUUGGGUAUUUUUUCAGUGAAAAAGGUUGAGUAAGCAUCUUUUGAAUAGCUUCUGUCUUGAAUGGCUCAUGCGCUUCAUGAAAAGGACGAUACCUUUUGGGUUUAGGCUGCAUAGGUGCAAACUUGCCAAUUUACUAACAUAGUAAACAAACUUUUAUUUAUUAGACCCUGCAUGAUAACUGGAAAAUGCAUUGUCUGGUUGACUUCCAACUUAGUGUUGGUUAAUUUUUUGUCUAUGUUUAAAUUUGCCAAUUUCAUUAAACAAAUUGGUUUACAUGCAGUAACUGAAGAAUGCCUUUUGUGAUUGGCUUCAAACCUAAUUUUACAUACAGAGAAGUUUGGAUUAAUUUUGAGCUGGGUUGGUGUCACUUUUUCUGAAUACACUGAGAAAAUUGAAAUGCUGUAUUGGCUUUCAUAGAAUAAUUUAUGACAGCCUUACCUGAGUAGCAUCAAACCUUAAAAAAGGGGCAGCUUCAACUUAAGUGCUGGUGUAUUUUAGGGGUAUUGGUCUCUGUUCUAUAGCUAAAGAAUACUUCAGAUUGAAUUAAAUUGUUUAAACCUCAUGCAUCUUAGUGGAAGGUUUGAAUUUGUUUUGGGCUGUUUGGGUGCUAAUUUGCCAUUUUUAUUUUAGAAAUUGGUAUAUUAGUUUGUAUCUUCUGAUUAUCUUCAUUGUUGAUAUUUAACCAAUAGAAACUUGUGCUUCACUUCAUACUUUUCCUUUUACAGUGGAACCUCAAAUAUAGAACUUUCUUCGGUCCAGAAGGUUGUUCAAGUGUCGCUACCGAACGAAUUUAUUCCCAUCGGGAAUAAUGUAAAUUAGAUUAGUCCAUUUCAGACCCUCAAAAAUACACUUAUAAAAGCACUUACAAAAAUACACUUACAUAAUUGGUUGAGUUGGGAGCAGUUCGAUUUUUGAGGUUCCACUGUACUUGCAUUAGAGUAGAGUGGGCUGGGCUUAUGGAAUAGUAAUACCUUUCUCAAAUUGCAUAGUAACCAAAACACAUCUAGUUUUUAUUCUUCUACAUAAAAAAUCCUGUAGACAUUUUAGCUACAUGGUAGUGUAUAUAUUAAUAUUUUUUAUCCACCCUAUAUCAUGUAUAUCAUAAGACUUGUAAAUAGGGAAUCACAGGACAGUUAUGUGUAGACCUGCUUUGAUAUGCCAUACCUGAUAUUUGCUGAUUACAUAUUAAGUUUUUGAUAAAUGUAGCCUUGUGGCAGGUAAGAGAACUCUUUAAUGUAGACGUUAGCUGUUAUGAUUUAAAAUUUGAAAGUACAGUGUUAAUUUAUUGUUAAAGUAUGUGAUUGGUGGUAAAUAGGUCAUUUAGAUCAGAUAAUCCAAGUUCUAAUAACGAUAAUGUGCCUUAUUGUGAUCAUUUGUAAACCUCAAGUUGUGGAUGUGACCCAGCCUGUAGGUUUAAUUAUUUAAAUGAAAUUCUUCAUAAUAAAGGUUUGGUCCGAGCAAAACCUUUAUGCGGGCAAAAUCUUACCUUAUGAAAGGAGAAUCAAAUAUAAAAUGGUUUUCAGUACCAGCUUAAUUAUUGUGGUGCACUAAGAAUAUCACGAUACUGUUAUGUGUAUUCCCUGAUACUAAGCUGUACAAUUAUGUUAAUUUAUGUAUGUACAAUCUUUUUUUUACCAUAAAUAUGUAAUAAUUGCAAUAUGUUUAACAGUACACAAUAACUGUAUGAUUUAUACCAUUCUCACUGUCAGUAAAGCAAUAUGUAUAUACAGUAAUUAUUUUCAAAGCAUUAUGGUCACUAACAUCAGUCACCCAUAACUGUAAAAUAUUAGCUAAAGAAUACUGCAUAUUGGUUUGCAGUUACUUUGGCAGUUACCUAACUAAUACAGUAGAGAAAUGACUUGCAAUAGGUGCUGAGAUUUGAAAAUGAUUAGUAAGUAUAUGGAAGUAAAAGUAGGCAAUCACGGAAAGGUAUUUAAAAUUAAGCACAGAAGUGGAAAGUGGCAGUCUUUGAAUGUAUGUGAAGAGUUUGUGAUGUUGUCUGUUAUUAUUUGUUGCUAGAGUUAUUGUAGCUAACACAUCAGGGAUAGUUAAGAAAAUCUCUUCUCGGUGCUCUCAUAAUUACCAAGAACAAGCAUUCAAAUUUAGAAAUCACAUAUAGUAAUAAGUACAUUUAUUCCUAUGGAUAUGAAGGGUUUGUGGGGAAGAUUUAUGUUAUGUUGAGCAGUCAGCUGCCAGUCUCAUACUGAAUGAAGACUUAAUUUAAUUUUAAUCAAGGCAAAACUAAACUGCUCAUUAGUAAUUGUAACAUUUGUGAUAAUAACAGGCAAUAUUCUUUGUGGCAUAAAUGUUGAGUAAAGGGGAUUAAUCCACAUUAUUAUAAUCAAAAAGAAGCGCUAAACCACAAGGGCUGGAUUAAUCCACAAUGUAGUGCAUUGUAUAACCUGUAACAAAAAGUAUUUAUAUUUAAAAAGAUAUUUUAUAUCAGCAUUUUAAUUCUAGAUAGGAUUUAUGCACUUUAUUUACUGUAUGUCUUACUAGUUAGUAGAAGAUUUUGGUUAUUGAUAAUCACAUAUCAAUACUGUAUAUUCUAUGCAAUUUAUUUUGUAGCAUUUACAGUGAUUGUAAACUUGAAAAUGAAAACUAUGCUACAGAUUGGUCUAUCAUGCAUCAUUAUGAAAUCACAAGUGAAAAUAAAGAAGGGAAGAAAGCCCGAGUCAUGUCAGGCACCUGGGGUUUGGAGACAACCAAGGUCAGGUCAGAUUACAUUCUGAAGAUUAAAACAAUUUCAGUUUUUUUGCAGUUCUGUCUGUCUUGGUUAUUUGCCUAAUUUUAUAAACUCUGUAUACUGUUACAAUAAAACAACUUUCAUCUCUCCUAACCCUGUGAUGACAGUUCCCUUAUGUAUGUGAUGGGGGUUUAUGAUCUUUGUUGUUGUUGUGGCCCAGUGACCUGCAUUGAUUCUGGAUUUCAUUCCUUUUUUUUUUUUUCUUCUUCUUUCCAUACACUUUCAGAACGGUUCAAGAGGGACUGAAACAUCUUUUGGUUUUUAUUUCUAAUUUACAGGCACAUUGAAAAUUACUCCAAACCCCGUCUAGUACAGUACAGUAGGACCCCAACUUAGGAUGUUAAUGCAUUCCAGAAAUUUCAUUGCAAGUCGAUUGUUUGGUAAUCAAACCCUAUUUUUCCUUAAAUUAUAUAAAAUGAAUUACUGCAUUCCUGAGCCACAAUAUUCCAUACCUAAUUUCAGUUAAUUUUUUCCAAAGAAUUUUUAUCCAAUAUUUUUACAUUCAGUACUAUUAGAGAGUGGGUGGUUGUGAAAGUUGAUGGUGUGGAUGCAGUGGAUAUGAGGGUUGGUGUGGGUGAGAAUGGGUGUGUAGUGUGAGGUGUGUGUUUUCAUUGUAUAAUGAUGUACCUUGGUUCAGCUGGAUACUGAACACUUUCAUGACACAGUUAGCAGUGCAGAGUCAGAGAUCCUUCCUCCCUCCAGGCUUACAGCCAACCCACCCACCCACCUCCCUGACCUCCACCAGUCUUCUCCCCCAAGUCAACCACCGACAUACUGACAAUGUGAAUCUUGAAUCUUUGAUUUUUAACCAAUCUUCAACAAACAAACAAGCACUCUAUAUGCAUAAAAUAAACACAGUUUCCAAAAUGACAUUGGAAGAGCAACUCGCUGUUCACAGGUAAUUAACUGGUUCCAAAAUGCCAAUGUCGUAAGUACAAAACUUUAAGUUGGGGCCCUAAUGUAUUGUAAUUCUUGUCUCUUUAUAAAAUUUAACAGACAAUUGUAAAUUGCAUCAGUUAUAAACAUUAAUAUAUUUUAUAAACCAUAAUAAUUCAGGCUUCUGAAAACGAAUUAUGAAAAAUGGUUGAGAGUCGUAUACUUGAAGUUGUUUGUUGUUAAUGCACUUAAAUUCAGCAUCAGUUGGUUCUGUAUAUCAAUUACAUUUUGUUUCACAGAAGCCGAGACCUGUUACCUCACUGAGUAACACAAAAAUAUGAGACCGUGAUAAAUCUAGUCUGUAAGCAGUAAUAAUUAAGGUCAACCAAGAUUUGCUCAAGCCUCAAAUACUGAAUUCUGUUGUACAUAUUAGGAGGCUUUGCAUCAGUAAGUCUAGUCUAGCUAAGAUUAGCUAGAUAUGUAAUACAUUUUGCACUUUUCAUACACGACAAAUACAGUAUGUUUAUGGUAUUUUAAUAAACAAAUAUUCACCAUAAAAAA